CAAAGUACAAAAACUGUCUCUGAUACCGGCACAAAGAACAAGUUGGAGCUCUGAGAUGCGUGCUGAGCAAAAGCUCUGAGGCUGUCAGAGGCAGAGACAAACUGCGAAACGAGAAAGAGAAGUAGAUACUGAGUGACUCAGUCAGUUUGUAAUAGAAAGAGAGAGAAGGAGUGUGGGGGGGGGUCGGACAGGAAACAGACCCUGAGGACAAACUGUGAAACACACUCACAUUGUCACACACAGCCGGAGAGAAGCUAAACUUAACUACAAUCCUGCUUCUGGGAAGAAGCCUGGUGGUUUGUGGUUAAAACCUUGUGAGACGUGGAAGGCUGAUGACAACCCUGAUGCUUUGUAACUGAAAAGGACAAAAACAGAAGAUUGAGUUUUGACAAAGAGUAGGGAUUUUGCCAUGAGGACACCUUCCUAACGGACCUAGAUGUGGAUAUACCAUCAUUCCUUUUGUGGACUCAGCAACUCAUGGUGGUGGGGGACCUCUUAAGUGAAAAGGACACGCAUUUGUGUGACAGAUUUAUCUGAGUAAGUACAGCUCAGCCUGCAACUUGUGGGGUGCAGCCUGGUGGAGAGACAUCGCAGGGGGAGGGGAGGACGCUCCAGCCUGGUUCUCUGUCCUCUGGGAGGGGUCUUUUCAACAUGAGGUAACCCACAAAAUAACUACAUGAGGAUCAGGGGUGGGAAUGAUGUUGACCAUGUGCUGCACUCCUCUUUAACAUGGACAGUUGUGCUCUGUGCUAAUGGCCUUUAGUCUCAGAUGACAGUGUCUUUCAAUGUAUCCUGAGACAGGACUGUUCGUUGCUUUACUUGCCAUUCACGGUGGAUUCAUUGUGCAGAGCAGCCCUUUCAUUAUAUAGCUAUUACAUAAUAGACACCCCUCAUCACUCCGCUCUUUGUCUCUCAGAAUGAGCAACACUACAUUAAACUGCUCCAAGAACGAUGGAUUCAAAUAUCCGCUGUACAGCACCAUCUUCAGCAUUGUGUUUGUGGUGGGACUGAUCACCAAUGUUGUGGCCAUUUACAUAUUCACCUGCUCUCUGAAACUGAAAAAUGAAACCACAACCUACAUGAUAAACUUGGUAGUAUCUGACCUGCUGUUUGUUUUCACCUUGCCUCUGAGGGUCUUCUACUUCAUCAACAGGAGUUGGCCUUUUGGAAGCACACUCUGCAAGGUCUCCGUCUCGCUGUUUUACACAAACAUGUAUGGCAGCAUGCUCUUUCUCACCUGCAUUAGCGUGGAUCGCUUUUUGGCCAUUGUGCACCCUUUUCGCUCAAGGACGCUUAGGACCAAGCGCAAUGCUAAGAUAGUGUGUAUUGCAGUAUGGGUGCUGGUUCUUUCAGGGAGUCUCCCCACAGGGUUCAUGUUGAAGAGCACCUCCAACAAGACAAACAAUGACAAUACCACAUUCUGCUUCGAGAACUUCUCCUCCGAUCAGUGGAAGUCUCACCUGUCUAAGGUAGUGAUUUUCAUAGAAACAGUGGGCUUCAUCAUCCCGCUGCUACUCAACGUAUGUUGCUCCAUCAUGGUGUUGCAGACCCUGCGUCGCCCCCAAACCAUCAGUCAUGGAGGGAAGCUCAACAAAACCAAGAUCCUGCGCAUGAUAAUUGUGCACCUCUUUAUUUUCUGUUUUUGUUUUAUCCCCUACAAUGUAAACUUGGUUUUUUAUGCACUGGUCCGCACUAAAACCUUGAAAGGCUGUUUUGUGGAGUCGGUGGUCCGAACCAUCUACCCAAUAGCCCUCUGCAUUGCUGUUUCCAACUGCUGCUUUGAUCCCAUUGUGUACUACUUCACCUCGGAGACCAUCCAGAACUCCAUCAAGAGGAAGUCUCAGGUCAGUCGUUCAUAUGACGUCAAGUUCUCAGAAGCCCUGCAGUCAGAAACCAGCUCCAACCUGCAGUGCAGCCUGAGGAAUCUCAAAGCUAAAGUGUUCCACAAUGAGUCUUCAGUGUGACAGUGGGGUUGCUAAACGCAGCAUGAAAGGUAUUAAAAUCCGUUCUAUAGAACCCCAAAAACUCCAUGAGAAAACUGGAGAUGGAUUUUUUGUGCUUUAUGACCUGCCAAAGAAGUGUUAUAUGAUCUCAGUCUUCAUCUCAGGGCAAACAUACGGACCUGUCGUUGACAGCCUCUGUUCUGCAGUAUUACUAUCUGACACUUUGUUCACAUCUGUGGAUUCAUUAUUACUGCUUACUCGUACCCAUCCUUUUCCUGUGGAAUAUACUGUAAUUGUGUUAGGUGCAAUUACUCUGCCAGUGACCUGGAAGGGAAUGUGAUCACUGAACAGCAGGACAGUUAUGAUAUUGAAUGCUACAUGUGCUUGUAUAUCUGUACAUUUCUGUGGUAAGUUGUGGUGCUAACUUUAGGAUAGUAAAGUAAAGUAUAAAUUAACGUUAAGUGCUAUCGAGCUAUAGAUUGUACAGGGCUUUGUUUUUUUGUUUGUUUGAAUUUGUAAGUUACAAAUAGGUCACAGAAGUGCCUUUUUUGUUCUGGUCGCACUUCAUUUUAGACUCUGUCAUUAUUGGCAAUUUAAUGCACUGACACAGAAUUUCAGAUACUGCACUCAUGCCACAGUAAUGAAUAAAAGUCAUGUACCAUCUAAAACAAA
Molecule: messenger RNA, 2615 nt
Organism: Thunnus maccoyii (southern bluefin tuna)
Lineage: Eukaryota; Metazoa; Chordata; Actinopteri; Scombriformes; Scombridae
Gene: lpar6a
Product: lysophosphatidic acid receptor 6a
Exons: 1
Coding region: 918-1964 (348 amino acids)
Biological process (GO): positive regulation of Rho protein signal transduction; phospholipase C-activating G protein-coupled receptor signaling pathway
Cellular component (GO): membrane
Molecular function (GO): lysophosphatidic acid receptor activity
Source: RefSeq, a predicted model, not a curated record